AUGACAGACAGAAAUGACCGGGAUUUUCUGACUAAUAAUAACAUGGAGUUCAAAUCUCGCAGGCGAGGCCGACCUAUGACGUCUAUUGAACGUACAGACAUAGAGUCGGAUUCUGUGUUUCCACACAUUCCACUGUCUUCUCACUGGGACAGGAGGGCAUCAAGGUCACCAGACAGUGAUGGCAGUAUACGUGGUGACUUAGGCAGCAUCAUGCUGCUUAUGUUUCUGUACAUAUUGCAAGGCAUUCCCCUGGGGCUGGCCGGGAGUAUUCCCAUGUUGUUGCAGAGUAGAAAGGUUAGUUACACAGACCAAGCAGUGUUCAGUUUGGUGUACUGGCCGUUCAGCGUAAAACUGUUAUGGGCACCACUUGUUGACUCCAUCUACGUGUCAUGGUUUGGUCGUCGAAAAACAUGGCUGAUCCCCAUACAGUAUCUCAUGGGGUUGUUUAUGCUGCUCCUGUCAACAAAAGUAAAAUCGUUGCUAGGAGAUAGUACAAGUGAGGGAGGUACGGGCGAGGUCUGUAUCUAUACACUGACGGCCAUCUUCGUCUUUCUCAACUUCCUGGCCGCCACACAGGAUAUUGCUGUGGACGGUUGGGCCCUGACCAUGUUGUCCAGACCCAACAUUGGCUGGGCCAGCACUUGCAACUCUGUGGGUCAGACUGCUGGCUACUUCCUGGGCAACAUCCUCUUCCUGGCCCUGGAGUCUGCUGAUUUCUGCAACAACUACAUCCGGAGUGUGCCCCAGGAGGAGGGCAUUGUCACCCUGUCAGGAUUCCUGUGGUUUAUGGGUAUCCUGUUUUUGGUGACCACCACAUUAGUGGGGAUCUUCAAGAGAGAGCACAUGGACCUUGACGCGGACCCCGACCAGGGAAUUAUAGAAACGUACAAGAUCCUGCUGAAUGUCAUACGUCUGCCAUCAGUAGUGUCAUACACUAUCAUCCUCAUAACAUCUAAGAUAGCAUUUGCUGCCACUGAUGCCUUAACUGGUCUGAAGCUGAUAGAAGCUGGGAUGCCCAAGGAACGACUGGCUCUCUUUGCUGUCCCUGUGGUACCUGUUCAAGUCAUGCUGCCUUUAAUCAUCAGCAAAUACACAUCUGGUCCGAGACCUUUGGAUAUCUGGCUGAAAGCCUAUCCUUUUAGGAUGGUAAUCGGGGUCCUGUAUUGUCUGAUUGUCUACUGGGCCAGUGUGACCCAGACAGUGCCUGGGGAGUUUCCCUGGUACUUCUACAUGGUGGUGUUGCUCUUCUACUGUCUGCAUCAGGUUGCAGUCUACUGUAUGUUUGUGUCAGGAAUGGCUUUCCAUGCCAAAAUCAGCGAUCCCUCAAUUGGAGGAACCUACAUGACACUGCUGAAUACAGUGACCAAUUUGG
Candidula unifasciata is the source of this 1372-nucleotide messenger RNA. The record is from the annotation of a GenBank genome assembly. Lineage: Eukaryota; Metazoa; Mollusca; Gastropoda; Stylommatophora; Geomitridae.